UAUCUAUAUAAACAAAGAUGAAACACUCAACCACAAAACUGUUAUCCAAUGCUAAAAUGGUUCUCUUUUAUGUCAUUUUAAUGCUAUUGUUUCAAAUUGAGGAAACUAUAAGUUGUCAACCAAGAGUGUUUCACAGACAGCAAUUAUUUUGCCAUUCUGAUUACAUUUUUCAGGUCCAAGCUGAAGGAGUGACAAAUAAAGGAGAUGAUUUGUUUGAACGUCUCUACCGCGUGUCCGUCAUAGAUUCUUACAAGGGCAGCAUAGGUACGGAGUUCGACGGGGCGAUAGUAGGAAAUGGAUACUUUAUGUCCUGUGGUCCGCAGAUACUGGAGAAGGGCUCUAAAUAUUUAAUAUAUGCAUACAAAUUCCAUGGAGAUGUACGAAUUCGAGAAUAUUACAACAUGAUGAACGUCACUAAAACAGACAUAGAGUUAUUCCGAAAAUAUGACUGUUUUUGUAAGAUUAUCACUGAUAAAGACGGUGUGAUAUUACGGAAGCUUGGUCAGACUAAUUCAUGUUCGUCACCUAUUCCCAGUACCAGUGGUUGUUCUUACAGACGAGGAUAUUGUCAAAGGGACCCACAAGGGGCGUGUCAGUGGGCAGUACUCAAUCCCUGUGGACUAGGAAAACCCACGAACUAACCAAUUGAAGCAACUACAUAAGUGUGUUUUUUUUUCUGUUGAUCACGUCAAAGAUAAACAAUCAGUGGACGCAAGUGCCGACUGUCUGCAUUUUUCAUCACAAGUUGCAUUCAAUGGUGUAAGCUGAUGUUUUUGUACAGGAGAGAUAUAUAAUACUUCAGAAAUGACCUGUG
Messenger RNA from Ostrea edulis (European flat oyster), 814 nucleotides. RefSeq lists its product as uncharacterized. The coding region runs from base 18 to 641 and encodes 207 amino acids. The transcript is spliced from 5 exons. Lineage: Eukaryota; Metazoa; Mollusca; Bivalvia; Ostreida; Ostreidae. Gene Ontology annotation, molecular function: metalloendopeptidase inhibitor activity. The record is from RefSeq and is a predicted model, not a curated record.